AUGCAAUACAAACAAGAAAGUGGAAAAGUUGGUAUGAUAAAUACAUCUUGGAUACCUGUUUCAAAACCGUUAUCAUCGACUGAAGAUCCUGAAAUACAACGAACUCGAAAAAUUCUUUUAAUUAUACUUGGUGUUUGUCUUGCUUUUUCUAUAAUCGGCACAAUAAAUGCUAUAUCUGGAAAUGAAAUUGCUAAUCGUAUGCAAGCAACUCAACGUGGUGCACAAAUUGGUCAAUCUCUUAUAUCAGUUAUUUUCUAUGGAUUUGGAAUAUUCGUUGCCUAUAGAUAUUAUGAAACUGGUUUACGAGUGUUUGCUUGGCUUGGUAUAAUUGCAAUGGUUUUAUUUGUUAUUGGAAUUGUCUUGAUUAUUUUUCUUGUAAUCUCUUCUGGCAUAAACAAAAGUAAUCAUGUUGAGAAUAAGAAUUUCAUGAUUGGUCUUUCAAUAGGAAUUUUUGUGGUUGUUAUUAUUUACAUUGCUUGUUUGGUUCUUACAAUAAUUAUUAUAAAAUUAUCCUUCAAAUUGGCUAAACAAAUUGAAUCAAAAAAGUCUUUAGUCAUACAACGAAUCUAA
Rotaria sordida is the source of this 570-nucleotide messenger RNA. The record is from the annotation of a GenBank genome assembly. NCBI's taxonomy places the organism in Eukaryota, Metazoa, Rotifera, Eurotatoria, Philodinida, Philodinidae.